This is a messenger RNA of Cydia pomonella (codling moth), 1699 nucleotides long. RefSeq lists its product as uncharacterized. Lineage: Eukaryota; Metazoa; Arthropoda; Insecta; Lepidoptera; Tortricidae. The transcript has 2 exons. Bases 8 to 1699 code for a protein of 563 amino acids. Gene Ontology annotation, molecular function: nucleic acid binding; zinc ion binding. The record is from RefSeq and is a predicted model, not a curated record.
UAAAACUAUGCGAUCUAGUGUUUUAGCUUUACGGUGUGAAGAACCCGAUCAGCUUCUUAAAUUUCUACUAAGCAAUAAUAAAGAAUCAUUCGUAAAUAUGUCGUUGCCUAAGGAUAGGAGCGUGACUGGGGGUGAUGAGAAGACGUCUAGUAGAGCCAGCACGAAAUUAAAUCCUAACAUAUUUUGUUAUAACUGCAAGGAAAAAGGGCAUAUUUAUUCUCGCUGUCCUAAGCCUUUAGUUAAAUGUAGUACGUGCCAAAAGGUGGGCCAUAAACCAGAGAUGUGUAGGCUAAAGUCAGACUCUGGUUCGACAAAGGCUGACACUGUACCCAGAGUGAUGCGCAUAUACGGAUCUAACCCGUCUGACAAAUUUAGAAAAUCAGUACAAGUUAAUGGUGAGACAGUGGGAGCCUUUGUCGACCUAGGAAGCGAAGUCACUCUUAUACGAGAAUCCAGUUUCUCUCAUCUUGGGCUUUCUCAUGAUUGCAUUCCUAUUACGAUGAUAGGUUUCGGUGAUAAGCUCGUACAGUCUUUAGGAUCGGCGGAGUUGACCAUAACAAUUGAUGGCGUAUCCGCCACCGUUAUGUGUAGGGUAGUUAAUGAUAGUCUGCUUGAAAAGUCGAUGCUCAUAGGUCAGACUUACUCUGAACAACCACAUAUCGUGGUUUACAAAGAUGCAAAUAAGUUGCAAUUUUUACACAUAGGUACAGAGCUUCCUAACUUACAAGAGCGUGUCGAUGAAAAGUUAGAGAGAGUAAGAAUUGUAGCACGUAACAGGAUAUAUGGGGUAGCUAGCGUAAGAGCCGCCACUGGGACAGAGUUUAGUGGCAACGUUGUGUUAAAUACUAAAGUGGUAGGGAAACCUCAAGAUCAGUAUUUGGUUUGUGGCGGGAUUUAUGAGGUGAAGCAGGGUAACCUUUUUGUAAUGGUUAUGCCCUGUGCUGCGUCUUGUUACCUACAAGAAAACUUUGUAUUUGCGCGAGCAGAGCGUGUAGAGGCGGUAUAUAGGUUAUCGGAUAUAGGUACAACAGUACGCCAGUACGAAAAUGAAAUAACUGUAGAAGAAACCGCGUCAUCACCGUUUGAUGAAAAACAACUCCAUAUAGGUAAAAAUGUUACCGAAGAUGAUAAAAACAAGCUCGUCAAACUUCUCAGCUGUUACGAAGAUUGCUUUGCUUCUGAUUUAGCUAGUCUAGGUUGCACUAAUACGACCGAAAUGAAUAUAGAGUUAAAUAGUGAGCGACCGGUCGUAUAUAGACCUUACAGACUGUCACAUCAUGAACGUGAGAAGGUCCGUGCGAUGAUAGAUGAUAUGUUACAAGCUGGUAUAAUCAGAGAAUCCGUAUCUAAUUACGCUAGUCCUAUUAUACUCGUCCGAAAGAAGGAUGGUGGCGUCAGACUUUGCGUCGAUUACAGACUACUCAAUUCGAUAACCGUAAAGGAACGCUACCCAAUACCGGUGAUAGAAGACGAGAUCGCUCGUUUGGCCGGCCAGUCAUGGUUUAUCACGUUGGAUCUGAUGUCCGGGUACUACCAGGUACCAAUCUCGGAAGGUAGUAAGCAUUUGACAGCGUUUGUCACGCCGGAUGGCCAAUACGAAUAUAACCGGAUGCCGUUCGGCCUGGCAAAUGCGCCAGCGGUGUUCCAACGUCGAGUGCUAGAAGACGCGGAAAUGGUUGGCGUGCUUAGCUUGACCUGA